AAGGGUGGGACUUGGAGCGGGAAGGCUGCUGGGAGACGGCUCCGUCUGUGGAGGCAGAAAUACUCGGCAUUCCGCUGCCUUUUUUUUUCCUAACGCAAGCAGCGAAAAACCCAGCCUGCACAUUCCCAGCUUUAGCCCAGCCACGAAGGGAACCGUUAGCUGCACCAACAAUGGCUUCGUCUCCUCAGAAGUCCCCUUCAUCUCCCAAACCCCCGACCCCGAAAUCACCACCCUCGAGGAAGAAGGACGACUCCUUUCUCGGCAAACUUGGAGGGACUUUGGCGAGACGGAAAAAGGCGAAAGAAGUUUCUGAGCUCCAAGAAGAGGGCAUGAAUGCAAUCAACUUGCCCCUGAGCCCCACCCCUUUUGAGCUGGACCCUGAGGACACCAUGUUGGAGGAGAACGAAGUCCGCACCAUGGUUGAUCCCAACUCCAGAAAUGACCCCAAACUCCAAGAGCUGAUGAAGGUCCUCAUCGACUGGAUCAAUGAUGUUUUGGUAGGCGAGCGGAUCAUUGUCAAAGAUCUGGCCGAAGACCUUUAUGAUGGACAGGUUCUUCAGAAGCUCUUUGAGAAGCUGGAAGGAGAGAAACUCAAUGUUGCUGAGGUGACACAGUCUGAGAUCGCCCAGAAGCAGAAACUUCAGACAGUUCUGGAAAAGAUCAAUGACACCCUUAAAGUUUCCUCCAGGAACAUCAAGUGGAACAUUGACUCGGUCCAUGCUAAGAGCAUAGUGGCCAUACUUCACUUGCUGGUGGCCCUGUCUCAGCACUUCCGAGCUCCGAUCCGUCUCCCAGAUCACGUGUCCAUUCAAGUAGUGGUAGUCCAGAAACGCGAGGGCAUACUCCAGUCUCGGCAGGUCCAGGAAGAGAUUACUGGCAACACAGAGGCACUUUCUGGAAGACAUGAGCGUGAUGCAUUUGACACUUUGUUCGACCACGCACCAGACAAGCUGAAUGUGGUCAAAAAAACUCUCAUCACAUUUGUGAACAAGCACUUAAACAAGCUGAAUCUGGAGGUAUCUGAGCUGGAUACGCAGUUUGCUGAUGGUGUGUACCUGGUCUUGCUGAUGGGACUCCUGGAGGGAUAUUUUGUUCCUCUCUACAGCUUUUUCCUCACCCCUGAAAACUUCGAACAUAAGGUGCACAAUGUUUCUUUUUCUUUUGAGCUGAUGCAGGAUGGAGGUUUGGAGAAACCAAAGCCCAGGCCAGAGGACAUUGUCAACUGUGAUCUGAAGUCCACUUUGCGGGUCCUCUACAACCUCUUUACCAAAUACAGGAGCGUGGAAUGAACAGAAGACCUGCACAAAACUGUUCCACAUCUUUAAAUGACCAAAGCGAGAGCAGAUAUCCUUAUCAGUAUUACAUGAGGUUAUUUUCAUUUGUAGAGGAGCUUUUUCUACAUGUCUUAAAAAUGUGGUCUCUAUUUAUUCAGUAUUUUACACUCACUGGCCACUUUAUUAAAUUCAAUUGCUUGAUAACACAAAUAGCUAAUCAGCCAAUCACAUGACCUCAACUCAGUGCAUUUAGGCAUGUAGAG
This is a messenger RNA of Pygocentrus nattereri (red-bellied piranha), 1537 nucleotides long. RefSeq names its product parvin, alpha b (gene parvab). NCBI's taxonomy places the organism in Eukaryota, Metazoa, Chordata, Actinopteri, Characiformes, Serrasalmidae. Bases 171 to 1289 code for a protein of 372 amino acids. Gene Ontology annotation, cellular component: actin cytoskeleton; cytoplasm; focal adhesion. The record is from RefSeq and is a predicted model, not a curated record. Gene Ontology annotation, biological process: cilium assembly; actin cytoskeleton organization; establishment or maintenance of cell polarity. The transcript has 13 exons. Gene Ontology annotation, molecular function: actin binding.